GUAUCCGCGGUACGCUGCCCAUCCCACCGUCUCCUUCGCGGGGAGGGCGAAGAGCGACGAGAGGAAACGUAUACUUUGACUCACUCUCUCUCGCGUCCCCCUUCUCUCUCUCUCUCUCUCUCUCUCUCUCUCUCUCCUCGAGCUACGUUCACCUAUACAAUCGAUGCUAUUUUCCGCAGUAGCAAUUACUCCUCGCUGUUACUCUCUAUCUCUCUCUCUCUCUCCCCCCCUUUCGAGAGAGCGCCAUUUCUAGAGAAGUGAGCUCGAGAGCGAUUUCUAGGGCUUUUCUAGGGUUUUUCGAGAAGGUCUUGAGGUUUAAGAUCGCGUUUGCUCGUUAAUUUCUGCACCGGAGGGGUUAGGGUUUCUGCCAUUUUGCCCUAGAAGGUAAGCUUCGGAAGCUGGACCUUUCCCUUCCUCUUUUUUCUGUGGAGUAUAGUUUUGGCGUUUUCUCGCAUUUAAAGAGAGGGACGCGUAGGAAGAAGAGAGAGAUAAAAAGAAAGAGAAAAAAAAGCUAGGGUUUUUUGGGCAGAAACAACUAAUGGGGUCGCAGCUUUUUUAUAUGGGGUCUCAGGCUUUCUCUGUCGUGGUGUGGUGAUGCAAUGCGAUCAAUUGGAGUAGAAAUUUGUGUUGCUUUGGGUCGCUGAAGCAUCAAUUAAUGGGCUUUUCGCUAGGGUUUCCUCUGGGAGGCAAAAAGAUUGGAUCUUUAGUUGCUAUCGACCCUCUUUUGACCUGAAGUUUGGGUCUUUUGGGGGUUUAGAGCGCGGGUUCCUUAGGGUUAGGGCUUUACGAGCUGAGGCGCGGCGGAAGCUCCCCGAUCCAUGCAUGGAUGGGAGGGAGGCCAUGUCGAUGUCGGGGCCCUCGUACUACAUGCAGAGAGGGAUGGGCGCCGCUGGACCCGGCGCACAGCCCGGCCUCCGUGGACCGUCGCCGGUGAUCCGGUCCAUGCCGAACCCGGGCGCGAGCUUGGCCAUGCAAUCCUCCGUUAGCUUCGGCCACGGGUUCCACGUAGAGUCGCCGCCACCGCCGCCGCCGCCUCCUCCUCCUCCUACGGCGCACGAGGUGGGUGCCGGCGCGGCGGCGGGAGAACCUGUGAAGAGGAAGAGGGGGCGGCCGCGGAAGUAUGGACCGGACGGGUCCGUGUCGCUUGGUCUGUCGCCAAUGUCGGCUUCGGCCCCCCAAGGAGUGUUGAUGGGUUCUGGUUCGGUAUCUGCCUCGGCCGGUCCUUCGCAGAGACGGGGAAGGGGACGGCCCCCGGGCACCGGGAGGAAGCAGCAACUGGCACUUCUUGGGGAAUGGGUUGCUGGAUCAGCUGGCAUGGGGUUCACUCCACAUGUCAUAAGAAUUGAACCUGGAGAGGAUAUUGCUUCAAAGAUAAUGUCAUUUUCACAGCAGGGUCCAAGGGCUGUGUGUAUCCUCUCAGCAAAUGGUGUUGUAUCUGCAGUGACCCUCCGUCAGCCAGCAUCUACUACUGGAACUGUUACUUUCGAGGGCCGUUUUGAAAUUCUUUGCUUAUCAGGCUCUUAUCUACCAUCUAAUACUGGCGGAACACGUGGCCGUACUGGGGGCCUAAGUGUAUCUCUCUCUGGCGCUGACGGUCGUGUACUCGGCGGUGGUGUUGGUGGACGGCUAACAGCUGCAACCCCUGUACAGGUGAUUGUCGGAAGCUUCAUGUACGGCGGAACGAAAGCGAAGAACAAAGCAAGCAGCAGUCAGGAUCCAGGUGCUGAACCCGACUCACCUAUUGGUGCUACUUCUAGCACACCCACUAUUACACCGCCCAAUCAAAAUCUGACGCCUGUGAUGGGAGGAUGGUCUUCUUCGAGGCAUUUGGAAAUCAGGCCAGGCCAUAUUGACAUUGACUUGACUCGCGGGUAAGAGGAAGUUGUGUACUUAACUGUGCUGUGUGUAUAACAGGCGGGCUUUGUAUUGAUGGGGGAAAUCGGAAAGUAUAAUCUUUCCGAUGGCUCUUGAACUUUGCAUCGUUUACUUUGAAAGUUGUGCUAACUUCUUCUUUUUUUUUUUAUCUUUGUUGCACCUAAUUGAAAACUGGUUCUCACAUCUAGCUAGGUACUUAUUCUACUGUCGCUUUUCAGUGUGUACAACUCUUAUUGAAUUGCUAUAUUCUGCUGUUACUGUUAUGAGCUGAAGUAGGCAAGAAACAGGAAAUUGGCCUUUUUCUGUGACUAGAGACCUGAAAUUGAAGUUGAGAUGUACAUUUUGUUUGUCAA
Ananas comosus (pineapple) is the source of this 2228-nucleotide messenger RNA. RefSeq names its product AT-hook motif nuclear-localized protein 9. Lineage: Eukaryota; Viridiplantae; Streptophyta; Magnoliopsida; Poales; Bromeliaceae. The transcript has 5 exons. Bases 823 to 1875 code for a protein of 350 amino acids. The record is from RefSeq and is a predicted model, not a curated record. Gene Ontology annotation, molecular function: minor groove of adenine-thymine-rich DNA binding.